ACAGGAAGGGGGGGAGCCUGCUCCGGGAGGAGCGGGGGAAGGAGUUUAGCGGCGGCGACUCCCUCGCUCGUCCUCACUGCCGGCAGUCCCAGCUCCAGGCACCAUGUUCCCCGCGGUGUCCCCCAGCCACACCUUCCCCCGGCUCCCCCUGCUGCAGUUGCUGCUGCUGCUGGUGCAGGCCGUGGGGAGGGGGCUGGGCCGUGCUAGCCCGGCCGGGGGCCCUCUGGAAGAUGUAGUCAUCGAGAGGUACCACAUUCCCAGGACCUGUCCCCGGGAAGUGCAGAUGGGGGAUUUUGUGCGCUACCACUACAACGGCACUUUCGAGGAUGGCAAGAAGUUUGACUCGAGCUAUGACCGAAGCACCUUGGUGGCCAUCGUGGUGGGCGUGGGGCGCCUCAUCACCGGCAUGGACCGGGGCCUCAUGGGCAUGUGUGUCAACGAGCGACGACGUCUCAUUGUGCCCCCCCACCUGGGCUAUGGCAGCAUUGGUGUGGCGGGGCUCAUUCCCCCUGAUGCCACCCUCUACUUCGAUGUGGUCCUGCUGGAUGUGUGGAACAAGGCAGACACUGUGCAGGUGAGCACCUUGCUGCACCCAGCCCACUGCCCCCGCACUGUCCAGGACAGCGACUUUGUCCGCUACCACUACAAUGGCACCCUGCUGGACGGCACCGCCUUUGACACCAGCUACAGUAGGGACGGCACUUAUGACACCUACGUUGGCUCUGGCUGGCUGAUCAAGGGCAUGGAUCAGGGGCUGCUGGGCAUGUGUCCUGGAGAGAGAAGGAAGAUCAUCAUCCCUCCAUUCCUGGCCUAUGGCGAGAAAGGCUAUGGGACUGUGAUCCCCCCGCAGGCCUCCCUGGUCUUCCACGUGCUCUUGAUUGACGUCCACAACCCUAAGGACACUGUCCAGCUGGAGACGCUGGAGCUACCUCCUGGCUGCGUCCGGAGAGCGGUAGCUGGAGACUUCAUGCGUUACCACUACAACGGGUCCCUGAUGGACGGCACCCCCUUUGAUUCCAGCUACUCCCGCAACCACACCUACAACACCUAUGUGGGGCAGGGUUACAUCAUCCCCGGGAUGGACCAGGGGCUGCAGGGCGCCUGCAUAGGGGAGCGCCGGAGGAUCACCAUCCCCCCCCACCUGGCUUACGGGGAGAACGGAACUGGAGACAAGAUCCCUGGCUCUGCUGUGCUGAUCUUCGAUGUCCACAUCAUUGACUUCCACAACCCUGCGGAUCCUGUAGAAAUCAAGAUUCUGUCCCCGCCCCCGGAGACCUGCAAUGAGACGGCCAAGCCUGGGGACUUUGUUCGCUACCACUACAACUGCUCCCUUCUGGAUGGCACCAAGCUCUUCUCCUCCCACGACUACGGUGACCCCCAGGAGGCUACUCUGGGGGCCAACAAGGUGAUUGAGGGCCUGGACACGGGCCUGCAGGGCAUGUGUGUGGGAGAGAGGCGGCAGCUCGUGGUGCCCCCGCACCUGGCACAUGGAGAGAGCGGAGCCCGGGGUGUCCCCGGCAGUGCGGUGCUGCUGUUCGAGGUGGAGCUGGUGUCCCGGGAGGAGGGGCUGCCCACAGGCUACCUGUUUGUGUGGCACGAGGACCCUCCUGUCAACCUGUUCGAAGGCCUGGACCUCAAUAAGGAUGGCGAGGUCCCCCCAGAGGAGUUCUCCACCUUCAUCAAGGCUCAAGUCAGUGAGGGCAAAGGACGUCUCAUGCCUGGGCAGGACCCGGAGAAAACCAUAGCAGACAUGUUCCAGAACCAGGACCGCAACCAGGAUGGCAAGAUCACUGUGGAGGAGCUCAAACUGAAGUCAGACGAAGACCAAGAGCGGGUCCACGAGGAGCUCUGAAGGGCGGGGGCCUGGGCCCGGGCCCAGAUGCAAAGGCCCACUUCUGGGAGUUCAGUGGGCAGUGGGGCUGACCUCGUAAGAGUCCCCCUCCCCUGUGCUGGCAUGAUGUCUAGAAACAUCUAAAACGUGGUCAGAGGAGACAACUCUGGUCUUCCCACCAGUCCCAGAGUAAAACCCACAGCACAGACCUCUACUCAGUUUUUCUCUUCUGACCCCAAACCCCUCCCUCACAAGUUUUGGAGUCACAAAGCCAAGCUGGCCAUUGGCCGAGCCUGAGGGUUGAACAGGGCCAUUACUGGCGUGUCACCCAUACCUCCCCUCCACGUCACCGGACAUUGAACAAGGCUGAGCUUGUCAUUCUUUCAUUUCCCCCAAAUUUCCCUUUUUUCCAUACUUUUCCUUGCCACCCCCAGCCACCCCCCUCCGGCCCCUAUUCCUGUGUCAUGGCAGCUCCGCAGGAACAUGAACCAGGACUGA
Molecule: messenger RNA, 2329 nt
Organism: Mustela lutreola (European mink)
Lineage: Eukaryota; Metazoa; Chordata; Mammalia; Carnivora; Mustelidae
Gene: FKBP10
Product: FKBP prolyl isomerase 10
Exons: 10
Coding region: 104-1852 (582 amino acids)
Molecular function (GO): peptidyl-prolyl cis-trans isomerase activity; calcium ion binding
Source: RefSeq, a predicted model, not a curated record